GGUGCGUAGGUUCAGACGUCUGGAUACGCUCAGUGCGCCCUAACUUUGGAUAAACUUUUUUACGCAUCUCCAAGGAACCAGGGACUUUUUAGUUGUCUUGCAAGGGAUUGUCAGAUUUCGUUCUGAUAAUGCUAUUAGAGGAGUUGAAGUAAACUUUCCCUGAUCUGCGGGAAUCAUUCUCUCCAUUCAGAGGAUAUUGUUGCAUUGGAACAGCGCGCUGCGCAGGAUAAAAUAACUCUUUAGGAUUACUUUGGGACACUACAGAAGUGUGGAAAGAGCCGUAACUGGGUUUCCCAUUGUGUUUUCUUCGCACAUUUGCUGGAAUACAAUGCUUUAGUGAAACGUCCAACAUCGGCGAAGUUGAUGCAUCGUAGGCAUGGACUCUGUCUGAGAAAGGUGGACUGGCUAACUGACCAUGGCGCUCACAGGUAGGAGCUUAAACCGGUUUCAUUUGAUUUUACUGAUGUUAUGGACUCUGUCACAGGACUCAGCAUCCAGCCAAGUCCGUCAAGAGUUUCAGGUUUUGGAGGAGCAGCCUAUCGGCACCUACGUGGGCACAAUAGAGACUAAGCCCAGCUUCACGUACCGCUUCAGCGAGAGCCAUAAACUUUUUGCAAUUAACGGCACCACGGGAGUCAUUUACACCUCGUCAGUGAUUGACAGAGAGAUUUUGCAAAGUAAUGUAAUCAAUGUCGUGGUGCUGUCCAGCCAACCCACCUACCCCACAGAGGUCAGGAUAGUAGUUCUGGAUAUUAAUGAUAACUCCCCAGUGUUUCCAGAUGCAUCAAUCGUCGUAUCGUUUAAGGAGGACGCCAGCAGCGGCAGACAAGUGAUCCUGGACACCGCCACUGAUUCGGACAUUGGAAGUAACGGCGUUGAUCACACCACAUACAGAAUAGUGAAAGGCAACGAGCAGAGGAAAUUCCGCUUGGAUAUUACAGUCAAUCCUAGUGGAGAGGGGGCAUUCUUGCACCUUGUUUCAACUGGAGGCUUGGACAGGGAAGUUUCUCCUUUCUACCAGCUCCUGAUUGAAGUGGAGGACAAAGGAGACCCGAAAAAGUUUGGCUACCUGCAAGUGAACGUCACUAUUCAAGACAUAAAUGACAACCCCCCUGUGUUUGAGCAAGAUCAGUAUCAAACCAGCGUUUUUGAGGAUGCAGUAGUAGGUUCUAGUAUUUUGCAGAUUACAGCAUCAGAUCAGGAUGAGGGAGCCAAUGCUGAAAUCAGGUACUUUUUAGAUGAGGGGACACCUUUCCAAAUUGACCCUAAAGCAGGUACUAUUACUAUAAAAGAAGGUUUGGAUUAUGAAAGUAAGAAAGAAUACUCUCUGACGAUUCACGCAGUGGACAACGGGGUGCCUUCUCUGUCAGGCAGAACAGAAGCAACAAUAAAACUUUUAGAUGUGAAUGACAAUGACCCCGUGGUGAAGUUUAGGUAUUUUCCCACUACUUCUAAAUUUGCCUCUGUUGAUGAAAAUGCACAGAUUGGCACAGUUGUAGCUUUGCUUACUGUUUCCGAUUCAGACUCCCCUACAGCUAAUGGUAACAUAUCUGUUUCAAUCCUAGGAGGCAACGAGCAGAGACACUUUGAAGUGCACACCUCUCCUGUGCCCAAUUUAAGUCUGAUCAAAGUGGCUAGUGUGUUGGACAGGGAGAGAAUUUCCUCAUACAACCUGACUGUGUCUGUGUCAGACAAUGGCAAACCUAUGGCUCGGUCCUCCUUUGCCAGUCUGGUUAUUUUUGUGAAUGAUAUCAAUGAUCACCCACCCAUAUUCCAGGAAACAUUGUACAGAGUAGAUAUCAGUGAAGAUAUACCAGUAGGGAGCUACAUUAAAGGGGUUUCUGCAACAGAUGGUGACUCUGGGCAGAAUGCCAACCUGCGCUACUCUCUGGUGUCUGGAAAUGCUUUGGGGUGGUUCUCCAUCAGUGAAAACAGUGGCCUGGUUACCAGUGCUGCUUUGCUGGAUAGGGAAAUAGCAUCUGAAAUUGUGCUCAACAUUAGUGCCAAAGACCAGGGGCUGCAGCCCAGGAUUUCUUACACUAAACUGAUAGUCAACAUCACUGAUGUGAACGACCAAGUGCCCACAUUUACACAGAGUACAUAUCAUGUUUCCCUGGUGGAGCACGCUCCUGCUGGCACUGAGCUGGUGGUGCUGUCUGCCUCAGAUGACGACCUUGGGGCUAAUGGAACUAUCCGGUUCUCAUUUGAUGCAGAGACUCCAGCCGGCAUCCAGGAGCUGUUUCGCCUGGAUGCUUUGUCAGGGCGAUUAAGCACAGCCAGGGAGCUGGACAGGGAGGAUCAGGCCUCCUAUUUACUCCACGUUCAGGCAGCAGACUCAGGUAGCCCUCCUUUACACUCUGUAGGAAAAGUCAACAUCACCCUGCGGGAUAUCAAUGACAAUAGGCCGGUGUUUUACCCUGUGCAGUAUUUUGCCAAUGUGAAAGAGAACGAGCCCUCAGGUUCUUAUGUAACAACCGUUUCGGCCACAGACCCCGAUUUGGGUCGAAAUGGCACAGUCAAAUAUAUAAUUACAGCUGGGGAUGCUUCCAAAUUCCGCAUUAAUAGCAACACUGGGAAAAUUACCACCCUUGUGUCCCUGGACCGAGAGGAGAAAACCGCUUACCAGCUCCAGGUGACAGCAGCAGAUGGUGGAGGCCUGCGCUCUCACACGCAAGCCAUUGUGACUUUAACAGUCAUAGACACACAGGAUAACCCACCGGUCUUCAGCCAGAAGGUUUACAGCUUUGUCAUGUUUGAAAAUGCUGCCACUGGCACAGUUAUAGGAACAGUGUCAGCCAGCACUGUAGAUCUGAACACAAAUAUUUCAUAUCUGAUCACCUCAGGGGACCACAGGGGACUUUUUGCUCUGAGCAGUGCAGGUCAGAUCACAGCAUCAAGCCAGAUAGACAGAGAGGAGCAGGGUUUUUAUCAGCUGAAAGUUGUAGCCAGAGCUGGAGAAAUCACAGGAGAGGCCUUUGUCAACAUCACUGUGAAGGAUUUAAAUGAUAAUGCUCCUCAUUUUAUUCAUGCUGUGGAGCAUGUGAGUGCAGUGGAAAACUGGAGCACAGGUCAUGUCAUAUUCCAGGCCAAAGCCUCAGAUCCUGAUGAAGGCACAAAUGGCAUGGUGGUCUACAACCUCAAACAAAACCCCAAAGGCCUGUUUCACAUUCAUGAGAAGCAUGGCCUCAUCACACUAACUGGGCCGCUGGAGGUCACGACAAGUUCCUUUGAGGUUGAGGUCAUUGCAUCAGACAUGGGGGUCCCCCAGCACACCUGCAGCCUCAUCCUCAUCGUCAGCGUUUAUGACGUCAAUGACAACUCACCAGUGUUUGACCAGCUCUCAUACGAGGUCGUCAUCCUCGAGUCUGAGCCCAUCAACAGCCGCUUUUUCAAAGUGGAGGCCACAGACAAAGACUCUGGUCUUAAUGGGGAGAUUAUGUAUGACAUCGCUGGGGGCAACACUGGAGAUGUGUUUGGUAUUUUUCCAGAUGGGCAGCUGUAUAUCAAAGCAGAGCUGGACAGAGAGAUACAAGACAGAUACAACUUAGUGGUUGUAGCCAAAGACAGGGCUGUGGAGCCGCUAAGUGCCACUGUUAACGUCAGUGUCAUUCUGGAUGAUGUAAAUGACAACCGUCCCCUCUUUAACAGCACAAAUUAUGUGUUUUAUUUUGAGGAGGAGCAGAACAGGGGGUCGCUGGUUGGGCAAGUUUUUGCCGACGAUAAGGACUUUGGCCCAAACAGUGAGGUUAGAUAUAUAUUUGAUACUCCACAGCCCAACUUUGAGCUGAACACCAUCACAGGGGAAUUGACCAGCACACUGCAGUUGGACCGGGAGUCACUCAUGAGACAAAGAGGCGCCGCUGUGUUCAGCUUUGUAGUAAUCUCAUCAGACCAAGGUCUCCCCAAACCCCUCAGAGACCAGGCCAAAGUCCAGGUUUACAUUCAAGACAUCAACGACAACCCACCUAAAUUCACCAAAGACAUUUACCAGGCCUCCAUCUUUGAGUCGGCUCAAAACAUGACACAACUGAUGCGGGUCUCUGCCUCAGAUGUGGAUGAGAACAAAAAUGGACUGGUUCAUUAUCGCAUCUCUGAGGGCAAUGAAGAAGGACAGUUCACUAUUGACAGCAACUCUGGACAGGUCACUUUAGUUGGAAAGCUGGACUAUGAGUCCACAUCCUCCUAUUCCCUGAAAAUUAUAGCUGUUGAUGCUGGAGCUGUGCCCUUGUCCUCUUCUUGUAUGCUUAGUAUUAGCAUCCUGGAUGAGAAUGACAACUCACCCUCCUUCCCUAAAUCCUCGCUGUCUGUGGAUGUGGUGGAAAACAUGAGGAUAGGGGAGCUGGUGGCCUCUGUGACUGCCACUGAUGCAGAUUCAGGUCAAAAUGCAGACAUAACGUACAGCAUCACAGCCACAAACAACCAUGGCACUUUCAGCAUCAGUCCCAACACUGGCAGCAUCUUUCUGGUUAAGAAGCUGGAUUUUGAGACUCAGUCACUUUACAAACUCAACAUCACUGCUAAGGACAAUGGCAGACCACCCCGCUUCUCCUCCAUUCCUGUGGUUAUUUAUGUCAGGGACUUUAAUGACAAUCCUCCCAUAUUUACCCCUGGUGACAUUUUCAAAUCCAUCCCUGAAAAUCUUCCUAUCUCAGCCUCAGUCAUGACAAUUACAGCUCAUGACACAGAUGCAGACAUUAACGGGCAGCUGGAGUACUCCAUUGUUCAGCAGAUUCCCAGAGGAAGCCACUUCAGCAUUGACCCGAGCACCGGGCUAAUAUACACCAACAAGGAAAUCGACAGGGAGUUUUCCAAUCUCUUCGAGCUGACAAUCAAAGCUAUAGACCAGGCAGUUCCGGUUGAAUUCCGCCGCUUUGCCCUGAAAAACGUCACAGUAUGGGUCACAGAUCAGAAUGAUAAUGUUCCCACUUUUGUGUCUCAAAACGCACUUGUGGCUGAACCAAACAUUGUCAUUGGCUCCAUCCUGACCACUGUGGUGGCCUUUGACCCUGACGAGGGGGCAAACGGGGAAGUGGAGUAUGAGCUUGUGGAAGGGGACUCGGGCACGUUCAUCAUGGAUCGCUAUAGCGGGGAUAUUCGUCUGGCUUCCCAGCUGUUACCAUCCCGACUAAUGUAUGCCCUCACAGUGUCAGCCACUGACCACGGCAAUGACCGCAAGACCUCCAGAACUGAGCUGACCAUCAUCCUCCAAGGGGUGGAUGGCCCUGUUUUCUCCCAGCCCAAAUACAUAACCAUCCUCAAAGAGGGACUACCUCCGGGCACAAAUGUCAUCUCCCUGGAUGCCUCGAGCCCACGGGGCUCUGCGACCAAAGUGGAGUACUUCAUCGUGGCAGUUCGCUGUGGCGGGAAAGCCGUGGGGCGCCUUUUCACCAUCGGCCGCCACACUGGAGUGAUACAGACAGCUGCAGAGCUGGACAGAGAACAAGGCUCUGACCUCUACCUGGUGGAUGUGUAUGCCAUUGAGACAGAUGCCAGCCAGCCCAGAACACAGCGCGCUGAGGUGGAGAUCACGCUGCAGGAUGUCAAUGACAACCCACCUGUUUUCCCUAAUGAUAUUCUUGAUGUGACCAUUGAGGAGAAUGUUGGCAAUGGCUUCAAGAUAAUGCAGCUAACAGCCACGGACGCAGACGAGGGCCCCAAUGCUCUUGUGACAUACACCAUCAUCAGUGGGGCUGAUGACAGUUUUCGGAUUGACCCCGAAUCUGGUGAUCUGAUCGCCACCAAGAAACUGGACCGGGAACGCCGUUCAAAAUAUUCCCUUCUGGUUCGUGCAGAUGAUGGAAAACAGUCGUCAGACAUGAGGCUGAACAUCACCGUCAAGGACGUCAAUGACCACACGCCCAAGUUCUCCCGGCUAUCAUACUCAUUUGAGAUCCCUGAAGACACAACAUCAGGCUCCAUUGUGGCGGCGAUCCUGGCCAGCGACUCUGACUCAGGCGUGAAUGGUGAGGUCACCUACUCACUGGAGGAAGACAAGGAUGAGACAUUCCUCCUAAAUCCUGUGACAGGGGUUUUCAACGUAACGCGUCCACUGGACUACGAGACUCAGCAGUUCUAUAUUCUGACAGCAAAAGCUCAGGAUGGUGGGGGGCAGGCCAGCACAGUCAGAGUGUAUUUCAACGUCCUGGACGUGAACGACAACCCACCCAUUUUUAACAGCACCGUGUACAGCACAUCUGUCUCUGAGAGUCUGCCACCUGGGUCCCAUAUUGUCACUGUCGGAGCCAGUGAUGCUGAUGAUGGCCCAAAUGCUCAGCUCCUCUACAAAAUUGCAUCAGGUGAUCCCCAGGGCCACUUUGUCAUCACCAAGGAAGGAGACCUCCAAACCAAGAACGCCCUGGACAGAGAAACCCAGUCCUUCUACAACCUGGUGAUCACCGUCAACGACCUGGCUCCACCUCCCAUGCCCCGCUUCACCAGCACUGCCCAGGUGUCAAUUAUUCUCCUGGAUGUCAACGACUGCGCGCCGACCUUCACCUCCCAGAGGAUGACUUACAUCCAGGAGAACACGCCAGUGGACACGGUGGUGUUUACUGCCCAGGCCACAGACGCUGACAGCGGCCCCAACAGUUACGUUGAGUACUCCCUCAGAGGACCUUAUGGUAAUAAGUUCAGCAUUGGUACAAUUGAUGGAGACGUCACGUUGGUCGGGGAACUCGACCGAGAGGAGCUGUCCAACUAUACACUCACAGUUGUGGCUACAGACAAAGGAGAACCACCUCUGUCUUCAACCAUGGAUGUGACCAUGAUGGUACUGGACGUCAACGACAACACACCAAGCUUCUCCCAGAACAUCUACGACAUCGAGAUCGAGGAGAACACCUUGACGGGGACUGAUGUCAUCCAGGUGUUUGCCAGUGAUGCUGACGAGGGUACCAACGGACAGAUCCGAUUUUCUAUCUCAGGAGGCAACACUAACUCUGAUUUCAGGAUUGAUUCGGUCACAGGGAUGAUUUCAGUGGCCAAGCAGCUGGACCGUGAGGCGCGUUCAUCCUAUUCACUGGUGGUACAAGCCGCCGACCGUGGCAGCAGCCCCAGGGUGGACCGUGCAACAGUCAAUAUUGUGUUGCUGGACUUCAAUGACUGCUCACCUGUAUUUGAGCUCUCUCCUUACACUGUCAAUGUUCAGGAGAACCUGGAGAACCUACCAAAAAGCAUUCUGCAGGUUGUUGCCAGAGAUGACGACCAAGGUACCAACAGUCAGCUGAGCUACAUGCUCACCAGUGGGAACGACGAGGCCGUGUUCAGUCUGUCGUCCAGUGGUCAGCUGAGCCUGACCCAGACUCUGGACCGCGAGGCUCAGGGGAAAUACAUCCUGCUGAUCACAGCCACCGACUCAGGGUCUCCACCUCUGAGUGGAACUGGGACUGUAACGGUUUUGGUGGAUGAUGUCAAUGAUAAUGUCCCAGUUUUCUCCUCUUCCACCUUCCACACCACCAUCAUGGAGGACGCCCCGACCGGGACAGAUGUGCUACUGGUCAACAGCUCAGAUGCAGAUGUGGGCAUCAAUGGUGUUGUAAGCUACAGCUUGACUGGAGGACAUGGCCGCUUCUCUAUCAAUCCGGCUACAGGACAGAUCAUCACCAGCUCCCUGCUCGACCGAGAAGACAGGGACAAUUUCCAGCUGCUGGUUGUGGCAACAGAUGGAGGUCAACCUGAGGGCUUGUCCAGCUCCGCCACCGUGUCUGUGACUGUGGCCGACAUCAACGAUAACCCUCCACGUUUCCACCACCACCCCUAUGUCACCCACAUCCCUGCCUCUACUGGAGCAGGGUCCCUGGUUUUCGCUGUUACUGUCACUGACGAGGACUCGGGUUCCAACGCCCAGCUGCACUACUCCUUAAUGGGGCGAAACUCUGAGAAAUUCAAGAUCGACCCAGUCAGAGGUGCCAUCACGGCCAAUGAGAAACUAACUGGAAGCUCAGAAGUUACCCUCACUGUUCGAGUAAAAGACAGCGGUGCUAACCCCAAAACAGACAUGACCACUGUGACUGUCCGCUUUGUUACUGGAGGAAACUUCCCUGUCAUCAAGCUGAAGGAGCAUGCAUUCACGUUCCCUGAGAGCCAGCCGACAAACCACAUCGUUACAACAGUGACUGGGUCUUCUAUGAGGGGUGGACCUCUGUCAUAUUAUAUCGCCAGUGGCAACCUUGAUAAUGCCUUUCAUAUUGACCAGUUAUCUGGCGAACUGUCAAUCAGACACCCACUGGAUUAUGAACACAUUCAGAAAUAUGUUCUCUGGAUUGAAGCCAGAGAUCAGGGCUUCCCACCUUAUUCUUCUUAUGAAAAAGUGGAGUUAACUGUGCUGGAUGUGAAUGACAAUCACCCAGUGUUUGAUAAGGAUCCCUUCCAUGCUGAGAUACUAGAGAAUCUUUCACCUCAGCGGGUGCUGAUGGUCUCUGCUGUCGACCUAGACAGUGGCCCUAAUGGACAGCUGGAAUAUGCUAUCAUUGACGGCAAUAAGGAGAACAGCUUCAGCAUCAAUCGAGCAACUGGUGAAAUACGGACCACCAGGCCACUGGACCGAGAGAAAGUGUCUCAGUAUACUUUGAAAAUCAAAGCCACUGACCGGGGGUUGCCACCCAAAAACACAGCAGUCAAAGUGCUAAUCAAUGUACUGGAUGUGAAUGAUAAUGCCCCCAGGUUUUCUAAGAUCUUUAGUGCCACAGUGGCUGAAAAUGCCCCAGUGGGCUACACUGUCACCAGAGUCACCACCACAGAUGAGGAUGCUGGUUCAAAUGCCAUUAGCCGAUAUUCACUUACAGAUACCAGUCUUCCAUUCAAUAUUAAUCCAAGCACAGGAGACAUAACAAUAAGUCGGCUACUCAACAGAGAAGACACAGAUCAUUACAUUAUCAAAGUGUCUGCCCACGACUCUGGUUGGACAGUUAGUACAGAUGUUACCGUAUUUAUAACAGAUAUUAACGACAACGCCCCCAGAUUUAGUCGUCCUUCCUACUAUCUGGACUACCCUGAGCUCACAGAGGUGGGCUCGCUGGUGACACAGGUGUCUGCCACAGACCCUGACGAGGGUUUCAAUGGCAAAAUAUUUUAUUUCAUUCGGUCCCAGUCAGAGUAUUUCAGAAUUAAUGCCAGCUCUGGAGAAAUAUUUGUGAAGCAGCAGUUAAAAUAUCAGAACUCAACAAGUGCUAGUAGUAUAAAUGUAAAUCGCCACAGCUUCAUUGUCACGGCCUCGGACCGGGCAGUCAAGCCUUUGAUGAGUGAGACGACAGUAAUUGUGAACAUUGUAGACAGUAACGAUAAUCCUCCAGAGUUUGACUCACCUAGUUACUUUACUCCUGUCACAAAAAGUGUCAAAGUUGGCACCAGACUGAUCAGGGUUGUAGCUCAUGACAAAAAAGACUUUGGCCUUAAUUCAGAGGUUGAGUACCUAAUAACAGGUGGAAACAGCUCGAAUAAAUUCAGACUUGAUAAAACAAGUGGAUGGAUUUCUGUUGCCUCCUCCCUUACAUCUGAUAUGAAUAAAAAUUUCCUCACUGACAUCACAGCAAGUGACAGAGGAAAUCCUCCUUUGUCAGCACGAACAUCAGUGCGAAUUGCAGUCACUGAGGAAAACCACCACACCCCUGAGUUCUCACAGAGCCAAAUCUCAGCUACUGUACCUGAAAGCCUUGCUGUGGGUACAGCAAUAAGGACCCUGUCUGCAAGAGACAAAGAUAAAGAAAUGAAUGGCCUUAUCACAUACAGUAUCACGUCAGGCAACGACAAAGGUCUGUUUGCACUUAAUAGUAAAACUGGGGUGUUAUCCCUAGCUCACCCUCUGGACUUUGAAGAGAAGCAACAACAUGAGCUUAGAGCUUCAGCCACUGAUGGUGGUUGGAUUGCAAAAACAAGCUAUGUCACCAUAACAAUACAUGUAACUGAUGUGAAUGACAACCCUCCUGUGUUUGAUCCUGACGAGUACUUCCCCAUUGUACAGGAGAACGUUCCCAGUGGCACCACUGUGGUCAAGUUGAGCGCCAGAGACCGUGAUUCAGGAGCUAAUGCAGUCAUGGCUUAUGUGAUUCAGUCAUCAGACAGUGACCUCUUUGUUAUUGACCCAAACACGGGCACCGUCACCACCCAGGGCUUUUUGGACUACGAGGCUAAGCAGGUGUACCAUUUAACAGUGAAGGCCUUCAAUGUCCCAGAUGAGGAUCGCUGCAGCUUCGCCAAUGUUAACAUUCAGCUAAAGGGAGCCAAUGAAUACGUUCCUCGCUUUGUCUCCAAACAGUACUACUUUGAAGUCUCUGAAGCUGCUCCAAAAGGUACAGUGGUUGGGGAAGUGUUUGCCAGUGAUCGAGACCAAGGAGAUGAUGGAGUGGUUCACUACCUUAUUUUUGGGAAGAGCAGAAACAAAGGCUUUGGCAUUAACAGAAACACGGGUCAGAUUUAUGUCAUAGGUACUCUAGACCGUGAGAAAGAGGAAAAGAUUUCACUGAAGGUGUUGGCAAAGAACGCAGGAAGCAUCCAUGGGGCAGAUAUUGAUGAGGUAUUUGUGAAUAUCACAGUUCUUGACGCUAACGAUCCUCCAGUUUUUACCCAAGAGCUGUAUGACGUGCAGGUCAGUGAAGGUCUCCCAACAGGUGGUCUUGUUACCUUUGUUAGUGCUGAGGACUCAGACUCUGUCCCGAGCUGGAGCAGAUUUUCUUACUCCAUUGCUCCUGAGUUUAAUAGAAAUGUUUUCACUAUCAACCCAAAAACUGGCCAAGUGUCUGUGGCUGCGGAGCUAGACAGAGAAACAACUCCUGUGUAUAAUCUGACUGUUCUUGCUGUGGAUACUGGCACACCUCCUGCAACCGGAAGCACAACUGUGAUUGUGAAUCUGGAAGAUAUCAACGAUAACGGUCCAACUUUGACAACCACCUAUGCUGAGGUAAUGGAGAACCAGAGAGCUGGCACUGCAGUUACAACACUGACAGCCUCCGACCCAGAUUUACCACCCAACCAAGGCCCUUUCUUAUACAGCCUCCUCAGUUCUGGCUCUGCUAACAGCUACUUCAGCCUGAGUCCAGCUGGAGUGUUAACCACCAGUCGGGAGAUCGACAGAGAACAGAUUAGCGACUUCUAUCUCUCUGUUGUGAUUAAGGACUCAGGUGUGCCUCAGAUGUCCUCCACAGGAACAAUCCACAUCAAAAUAAAUGAUCAGAAUGACAAUCCUUCAGAGCCAAGGUCCAUGGAAAUCUUUGUUCAUUACUUUGGGAACAUGUUUUCCGGAGGUUCUUUGGGAGAUGUCAAACCCCAAGACCCUGACAUUCAGGACAGGUUCCACUGCUCCCUCAUUCCUCCAUCUUCUGGUUUGUUUAGUAUCCCAACAGGAACAUGCAACCUCAACUCUAAAGCCCGCUCAACAGAUGGGACUUUUGAACUAACUAUCCGUAGCAGUGAUGGUGUCCAUGGUCCAGUCAGCAAUACAGCCAGAGUCCUCUUCCUAGGUUUCACAAAUGCCACAGUGGACAACAGCAUACUCAUCCGACUCAAUUCUCAAGGAGUCAGAAAUUUCCUUACCAACCAUUACCUCAGCUUCUUGCGCAUUGCCAACUCUCAGCUAGCAGGACUGGGCACAGGGGUGCUGCUUUAUGGAGCAUUUGAGCUCGACAAUCAGACUUUCCUGAUGGCAGCUGUGAAACGGGGCCAUGGACAAUAUGUCAACCCCAGUGGUGUGGCCACAUUCUUUCAGAGUAUCAAAGACAUUUUAUACAGACAGAGCGGGGUGCAAAUAGAUGCGGUGGACCAUGAUCCUUGUACACGAAACCCAUGCCAGAACGGAGGCAGCUGCAAGAGGCGUCUCAGUGUCGGGCCUGAUUUGAAGACAGAAGAAAGUGUCCCAGUGAUUCUUGUUUCCAACCACCCCCUGCAGCCCUACGCCUGCAGCUGUAGGCCAGGAUACACAGGAGCUCUGUGUGAGACAGACAUCAACGAGUGCCAGCCAUCACCCUGUCACAAUGGCGGCACCAGCCACAAUCUGGGCGCCCCCUGCCACAAUCUGGUGGGGGGUUUCUCCUGCACCUGUCCUGAAGGCUUCACCGGGAUGGCCUGUGAGAGGGAUAUCAACGAAUGCCUUUCCAAUCCCUGCAAGAAUGGGGCCCUGUGCCAGAACUUUCCUGGCGGCUUCAACUGCCUCUGCAAAUCCGGCUUUGCAGGCAAAAUGUGUGAUUCCAUCAUCAAUCACUGUGAUUGUAACCCUUGUUUUAAUGGCGGAUCCUGUCAGAAUCGGGUGGAUGGAUAUUACUGUCAUUGUCCAUUUGGGGUUUUCGGAAAACACUGUGAACUGAACAGCUAUGGCUUUGAGGAGCUCUCUUACAUGGAGUUUCCAUCUCUGGAUCCCAACAAUAACUACAUAUACAUCAAGUUUGCUACCCUGAAGAGCAACGCGCUGCUUAUGUACAACCACGAUAACCAGACCGGAGACAAAGCAGAGUUCCUGGCUCUGGAAAUCUUCGAGGGACGGAUGCGCUUUUCCUUCAACUUGGGAAGUGGAACUUAUAAACUGAUGACCAUGGUAAAAGUUUCUGAUGGGCAGUUCCACACGGUCAUUGCCAGGAGAGCUGGGAUGGCUGCAUCCCUCACUGUGGACCUGUGUGGUGAGGACCAGGAACCAGGCUAUUGUGCUGUGAGCAAUGUGGCAGUACACACUGACUGGAUCCUGGACGUGCAGCCGAACAGGCUCUCGGUGGGAGGCGUCAGGUCAAUAGAACCUGUCCUUCAUCGGCGUGCUCAGGUCGCCACCCACGACUUUGUGGGCUGCAUCAUGGAGUUCGCCGUCAAUGGCCGCCCGCUGGAGCCGAGUCAGGCGCUGGCAUCGCGGGGAAUCCUUGACAGAUGUCCAAGACUAGAAGGAGCCUGCACCGCCAGCCCCUGCAGACAUGGGGGCACCUGUUUGGACCACUGGUCUUGGCAGCAGUGCCAGUGUGUGGAUGGCUUCACAGGCAAUUUCUGUGAGAAAUACAUGACAGCAGACACUGCCCUGUCCCUGGAUGGUACCGGCCGCCUGGACUACUCCUUGAAGCAGGGCCCUAAACGUGACGUCCUGCUGAGACAGUUACUUCAGGGUGUGACCUCUGACCCUGUCAGGCCCAGCAGCUUGGAGGUCAAGUUUAGGACACGCAGCAAGACCGGCACUUUGCUGCAUGUGCAAGAGAGCAGCAACUACACUACUGUGAAGCUGAGGAAUGGAAACAUCCAUUACAUCUCAGAUGCGGGUGUCGGGGGCAAGGUGGAGCGGACUGUGGGUGACGUGGUGCUGUCAGACGGCCAGUGGCACACGCUGCAGCUGGUCAAGAACAGCUCCGCCACUGUGCUCCAGGUGAACGGCGGCCACUCCAGGGUCAUCCAGCAUGCUACACAGGACUUCGGUGGUCUCAGUGUUUUAACCUUUUCCCUGGGAGGGAUCCCACCUGGACCUGCGCAGCAGAAAACUGCAGCAGGUUUUGAUGGCUGCUUGGCCUAUGUGAAGUACAACGGGGAGAACCUGCCAUUUACUGGUGAGCACAGCCUUGUCAGCUUAACUAAAACCAGCUCGUCUGUCCAGAUUGGCUGCAGAGGUCCUAACUUGUGUGAGAGCAACCCAUGCUGGGAGGGACUAAUGUGCGUCAACCAGUGGUUCACGUACCAGUGUGUCCCGCCUGGUGACUGUGCUUCAAAUCCCUGCCAGAACCAAGGCAGCUGUGUACCAGACCCACUCUCAGGUUUCACCUGUGUCUGCUCUGAGGCCUACACAGGAAAGACUUGUGAGACCUUGGUGGCCUGUUUGGGUGUCCAGUGUCCUCAGGGCACUGUCUGCAAAACAGCCAACAAUGGUGGGUUUGUCUGCAGUCCCAGCCCCACAACAGAGAUAAUGGUCCUCCCCAUCUGGGCAGUGCCUGCUAUUGUUGGCAGUUGUGCCACUGUCCUUGCCUUAGUGGUUCUUAGCCUGAUCCUUUGCAACCACUGCAAGGACCGCAACAAGACCAAAGUGCCAAAGGAGCCCAAGGAGAAAAAACCCAAGGAAAAGAAGAAGAAGAAAAAGAAGAAGGGCAGUGAGAAUGUUGCAUUUGAUGACCCAGAUAAUAUCCCGCCAUAUGGAGAUGACAUGACGGUGCGGAAACAACCAGAAGGGAACCCCAAACCGGACAUCAUUGAGAGGGAGAACCCUUAUCUUAUUUACGAUGAAACAGACAUUCCCCACAACAAUGAGACCGUCCCCAGCGCUCCCUGUGCCCCCUGCAAUGGCCCAGAGGCAGACAUUGAACACUAUGACAUAGACAACGCCAGCAGUAUUGCUCCUUCAGAUGCAGACAUCAUCCAGCACUACAAGCAGUUCCGCAGCCACACGCCCAAGUUCUCCAUCCAGAGACACAGCCCACUGGGCUUCGCCAGACAGUCCCCUCUACCCCUCGGCGCAACAAGCUACACCUACCAGCCUCAGUACACCCAAGCACUGAGGUCCACCCCACUCAGCCACUCCCACUCAGCCUGCCCCACACCAAACCCUCUCUCCAGACACUCUCCAGCCCCGUUCACCAAGCCCUCUUCAUUCUACCGAAACACUCCAACCAGAGAACUCAACCUGGCUCGCCGUGAGGGCAGCCCACUGGACCUCCACAAUGACAUGUGCCAGCCUCCACCCAUGUUCAACUAUGCCACUCGCCUGGGAAGGCGCAGCAAGAGUCCACAAACCAUGGUCAGCCAUGGCCACACCGCACGGCCUGGCAGUCGGUUGAAGCAGCCGAUUGAGCAGAUCCCCCUAGAGACAGGACCUCCUGUGGGGUUGUCCAUUGAGGAAGUGGAGCGGCUGAACACUCCACGGCCACGUAACCCCAGUAUCUGCAGCGCUGACCACGGGCGCUCCAGCUCAGAGGAGGACUGCCGCAGGCCGCUGUCAAGGGUCCGCAACCCCGCUGAUGGCAUCCCGGCACCAGAGUCGUCUUCAGAAAGUGACUCGCAUGACUCCUUCACUUGCUCGGAGAUGGAGUAUGACCGGGACAAGCCGGUGUCUUACAGCUCCCGGGUCCCUAAGCUCUCUCAAGUCAACGAAUCAGACGCUGACGACGAGGACUACAAUGGGAGGCUCAAGCAGAGGCGGUACUCAAGUCGGAGGGCAGAAGGAGGGCCUGGUGUUGCCCAAAUACCUCCUACUGAUCAGCACUACACCCUGCCCCACAAACUGGGCCAGCAAGCCGGGGGCUUCAACUGGGACAAUCUGUUGAACUGGGGCCCCGGCUUUGGACAUUAUGUAGAUGUGUUCAAGGACUUAGCUUUGCUUCCGGAGAACGCGGCAGCAAAAGACAUUGAAAUGAACAGUGGCGAUGGCUCAGUGACCAUUCUAAACGAAGGGGAAGCUGAGCAAUAUGUAUGAGACUAUUUAUUAUGAUGUUGUAGAUUAUGGUGAUGUUCUCCAUUUUUAAAAAGAGGAAGUUUGUAUAUUUUGUCAUUGGACUUCAUGUUCUUUACAUUAUGCAGAAGACGACUUUCAAUGUAGUAAGGCAGAAAAAUGGCACCUGUGACAACACAGAUUUUGCCAUUAGCUACCUUGGAACAGUUUACCAGUCUUUUCUCGGUCCUAACUCAAAUGUACAACUGUGCAUUCAUCUCUUUGAGAUCACAUUACAACAUUGACAUAUCCAUUGACAGAGAAUGGUUCAACAAAGAAAAAGAAAUCCAUGUCUGAAUUCAAUUUAGUGACUGCAAAGCUUUGUUCAUAUUAUCUUGAUAAAAUAUUUCUGUUCUUUAUUACCAGUAUUGAGUCUCUUUUCUCAAAGGUUCUGUCGCAUUCGCAGCUGAGAGAUAAGAUGGUCGAUAAUAUUAAAGCUCACAGGAAGAGAGUCUCUUUUUAGGGGUCAAUUUUUCAUGUACUUAAAAGGAAGCAUGUGUGUUUGAUCUGAGUGCACCUAUAGCUGACAGGACACAACCCUCCUUGUGAAAGUAAGUGUGCCACUUUACUCGCACGGUAUUGUAGACCCCACCGAUGUUAUGAACCCCUUUCAGUCUGGCUGCCUUUGCCCUGGUAUGUUUUCUCACAAAAGACUGGCUAAACGCUCCACGAGUGAGGAUUAAUCAAGUCUCCUGCCUUACAAACAUUUGAGGAUUUCAGUACAGGGGAGGACUUUUCCUGGUUUUCUGGCCUAAGUUCAGUAGGAGAGGACGGUUUGGGGGUGGAGGUGGGUAGCUAGUUUGUCACGUACUUGCAUUUUCUGACUAGCCAAGUGUUUUUCAGGCAACGAUGAUGAUGAUAAUAAUGAUGAUGUAUGGAUCCUAUAAACAUGGCCCCAACUAAAACACUAUGAACUUGUGUACAUUUUUUUAAAUUCAUGAGAAAUCACUGACUCAUUUGUUGGUGUCCUUGUCCAUUAUUUUGACAUGUAUGGUUUCUACUUUUUGUACUGUUUAUUAACUUAAAUUACUUAAGCUGUGUUUUAUGAAUAUUUUCAUACGCUGAAAUGUAUGUUCUUACUUUCGGGGAAAGUAAGAUUGAUGACUUAUUUUUUACAUUUGUUACAUAUGUAACACCAGUAUUUUCCACUUUUGAUAAAACUAUAACAUGCUGUACGCUUUGUAU
Messenger RNA from Monopterus albus (swamp eel), 16555 nucleotides. RefSeq names its product FAT atypical cadherin 4 (gene fat4). Gene Ontology annotation, biological process: homophilic cell-cell adhesion. Gene Ontology annotation, molecular function: calcium ion binding. The transcript has 18 exons. Lineage: Eukaryota; Metazoa; Chordata; Actinopteri; Synbranchiformes; Synbranchidae. The record is from RefSeq and is a predicted model, not a curated record. The coding region runs from base 416 to 15355 and encodes 4979 amino acids. Gene Ontology annotation, cellular component: plasma membrane; cell-cell junction.